Messenger RNA from Striga asiatica, 2130 nucleotides. The record is from the annotation of a GenBank genome assembly. NCBI's taxonomy places the organism in Eukaryota, Viridiplantae, Streptophyta, Magnoliopsida, Lamiales, Orobanchaceae.
UACAUUGAUCAAAACCUCCCCAUACACAAACUCCGUCUCCACAUAUGGAACCCCGGCGCACAACUUCUCAUCUCCUUUCUCGACCAAUGGAUUGCAGAUUGCAACAUAAAAGUGUUCAAACUAAGCCUUUCUUUUACUUACGACCAGCCCUGGGCAUUCUUCUUUUCCGAGUCCCUCGAAGAACUACACCUGCGCGAAUGCAAGCUGAGCCCAGUCGAGAGUGUGCGGUUCAAAAGUCUGCGCACGCUCACCCUCGAACGGGUCCAAGUUGAUUGUGGGACUUUCGAGACAAAAACCUUGGGAUGCCCUUUGCUCACGCGUCUGGUCCUUAACAACUGUCGGGAGUUGAGAAACGUUAGGUUGAGCGAGGCGCCUGGGCUCAAGCACUUUGAAUUGUUUGAUUCCGAGAGGAGGGAAGGGGGUAGCAUCGAAAUCGAUGUCCCGAAUCUCGAGACGUGUGGGGAAGGCGUGGAUGAGGGGUUACCUGCUGCAGGGGCCACUGGGCACCGGAAAGUCGAGCCUACUGGCGGAAAUUGCCAACUACCUCAAGUUCGCUGUGUUACCUACCUCGCGAGUUUGUACAUCAACUCGGUGCUAAUUAAGAGGCAGCUACUGAGCACGAAUAACCGGUUGAUGAUAGUUAUUGAGGAUGUUGAUUGCAGCACACAGAUGCAUGAUAGGGAAGGAGACUCGGACGACGACUACUACUACAACAAAGAGCCGCGCCACAGGUAUUCCGAAAAAUUGAAACAAAACUUUGUCUCGUUCGUCGAUGGAACCCUACAAAGAUACCUUGAUCAAAACCUCUCCCUACACAAACUCCAUCUCGACUUUUCGGACCCCAACUCACCACCAGUCGUCUCCCUUCUUGACAAAUGGAUCCCGAUAAUAGCCGCCCUCAACAUAAAAGCUUUCAAACUCAACUUUCAUAAAUAUACUCCGCCAUAUUACAACCUACCAUCGGCAGUCUUCUUUUCCGAGUCCCUCGAAGAACUACACCUGAACAAAUGCAGGCUGAGCCCAGUCGAGAGCGUGCGGUUCCAAAAUCUGCGCACGCUCACCCUCGAACGGGUCCAAUGUGGGGAAGGCGUGGAGGAGGGGUUACCUGCUGCAGGGGCCACUGGGCACCGAAAAGUCGAGCCUACUGGUGGCAAUUGCCAACUACCUCAAGUUCGCUGUGUUACCUACCUCGCGAGUUUGUACAUCAACUCGGUGCUAAUUAAGAGGCAGCUACUGAGCACGAAUAACCGGUUGAUGAUAGUUAUUGAGGAUGUUGAUUGCAGCACACAGAUGCAUGAUAGGGAUGGAGACUCGGACUACUACAACAACGAGCCGCGUCACAGGUUAAAAGCUAACAGAAAUUCAAUUGAAACAUGCCAAACUUUGCAUCAUCUUUUAGUUUGGAAACAAUUGACCUUAUUGGGCAUGCUGAACUUUAUAGAUGGGCUAUGGUCCAGCAGCGGAGACGAGAGGAUAAUUAUUUUCACCACCAACUACAAAGAAAAGCUCGAUCCAGCGUUUUUUGAAAUCAAAGAGUUGAUUCGAGAAGUUGAGAUAACUCCAACAGAGAUUGCAGAGCAGUUGAUGAGGAACGAGGACCCCGAUCUCACCCUCGAGGGGGUGCUCGAUUUGUUGAAGCAAAAUAAAGAAGAGAAGAAUGUAGAAAUCAAGAAGACUGAGGCUAAGAAAGAUGAGAUUUGUGGAUAUUUUGAUGGAGGUGAAACCGCCCUCAACAUAAAAGCUUUCAAACUCGACUUUCUAAUUUCAUAUACUCCGCCAUAUUACAACCUACCAUCGGCAGUCUUCUUUUCUGAGUCCCUCGAAGAACUACACCUGAACAAAUGCAGGCUGAGCUCAGUCGAAAGCAUGCAGUUCAAAAGUCUGCGCACGCUCACCCUCGAACGGGUCCAAGUUGAUGGCGGGACUUUUGACACAAAAACGUUGGGAUGCCCUUUGCUCAUUCGCCUGGUCAUUAAUGAUUGUUGGGAGUUGAGAAACGUUAGGUUGAGCAAGGUGCCUGGGCUCAAGCACUUUGUAUUAUUUGAUUCCGAGAGGGUGGAAAGCCGUGCGCGUAGCAUUGAAUUGGAUAAUUACGAGCGAAGCAUCGAAAUCAAUGUCAUGAAUCUCGAG